Molecule: messenger RNA, 1278 nt
Organism: Fusarium musae
Lineage: Eukaryota; Fungi; Ascomycota; Sordariomycetes; Hypocreales; Nectriaceae
Exons: 2
Coding region: 1-1278 (425 amino acids)
Source: RefSeq, a predicted model, not a curated record
AUGGGCCACGGCAGCCUCACUCUUGGCCAUGAGGAAUAUAAGGCUCUGGGACACUAUCAGAAUGGAUUCUGCUUGGUACAUACCUCCAAGGCCGCGGCGUGGUCUUUCCCUGUGCUUCUGCUACAGAAAGUCUCUUACAGCGCCAUCGCUUUGCGCUACGCAGUGGCUGUCGCGCUUCAGGACCUCGAUGCGCGACGCCAUACCGAGGGCCUUACUCUUAGUGGACAAGAGUCAGCGCUGGCGUUUUCGCACUUCGCUCGGGCAUCGUCGGCAUUCCGAGAAGCCAUACGGCAACCAGUCAAGCCUGUCGACCACGUUGAGACCCUCGCUACACUCUACUUCCACUACGUCUACCUCACGCACCAACGCGCCGUUGAUAAGGAAGAGCUGCAUAAGCUCAGCCAGGCCGUCGUGCGCUAUCUCCAACGUUCAUCGAUAGGGGACGUGUUGACCAGAUCGGCGACGGAGUCAGUUGCGACAAUGACCCCUUCCAUGCGUAGCUUCCUGUGUCGCCUACUUCUAUGGGUUUACAGAGAGGAUGUCUAUGCGAUGGGGUAUCGCUGCGCUGGUGAAGUCGCGCGAUACAUGUCGGGCCGUCCAAAACUUCUCCGACGACUAUGCGUGGUCUCACGGCCAGUAUUGCAGCUGAACUGGGGUACUUUGUAUCCAACUGAGCAACGUCUGGACGACGUUUUCUCGGCUCAGCAUCUGGAUAUGCUAGUUCGCAUGAUCCAACUUCAGUUCCAGAUUACAGAGUUCGGGUGGUCAACAAUGGACUCAGUCAUGUCAGAUGAAUCUUCAGGCACACAAAGACCAGAAGUGCGAAACGCGCAGAUAGAGGAAAAGCUAAAUCUUAUAGAGACGGAAUUUUCUGCUACGUUCCAGAUGAUCACGAUGCCUGAUGAUAACCAUGUAGCCUCGGCAUGCGAUCUUGUUGAAAGCGCUGCCGUAUUCGUGACCAUCUACUACGCGUGGAAAAUGAUCUAUUACCGAUGCGCAGGCAUGCCCGAAGAUAGGAUCCAAGACGUCUUAGCCAUGCUUAUGCAGGCGGCCCAGCAUACCAUACGUAAGGUCCAUCUUAAAGACCUGCGAAGGGCACUUCUGGCGGCUGUGAUUGAGACCAAGAAUCCGAUUCACAAGGACUGGAUCAUGAGCAAGCUCGGGCCGCGAUGGAGAUCGGUGCUCGAACAUGCACUAGAUAGGCACUCUCGGUUGGGGCAGCACAUCAGUAUCUGGACACUCUAUGAGCUGGCCUCGGAUACCAGCGGCAUUUGGUGA